Messenger RNA from Mycetomoellerius zeteki, 629 nucleotides. RefSeq names its product LSMD1 domain-containing protein Sbat (gene Sbat). The coding region runs from base 128 to 475 and encodes 115 amino acids. Gene Ontology annotation, molecular function: RNA binding. The transcript is spliced from 3 exons. Lineage: Eukaryota; Metazoa; Arthropoda; Insecta; Hymenoptera; Formicidae. Gene Ontology annotation, cellular component: NatC complex. The record is from RefSeq and is a predicted model, not a curated record.
UCUCGGCGAAGAAAUCCAAAACAAAUUUGAACCGUACUCCGUACUUAAUCGUGAGCUAGCCAUAAAUCACGGUAGUGUACGGAGUGCGGUACGACAGUUCGUUUGAAAUUCAUCCUGUUAUUCGUGAAUGAGAAUAAAUAACGAGUGUGCGAUGAGCGCGAGUAUGAAGGAGACGGUGCAUAAUUUGAGCAAUGUCGUGAACAACGAGCAUGUUCACGGGAAUGAAGAGCAGGCAGUCAUCUCUGAAGAGUCGUCAGCCAAGCAGAAGUUAAGGAGCUGGCUGAAUCGACAUCUACGUAUUGAAAUGACUGACGGUAGGGUGUUGAGAGGAGCGUUCUUGUGUACGGAUCGUGAUGCCAACGUUAUUUUGGGUUCGUGCACCGAGUAUUUGUCUAUGGAGCACACAGAAGCAAGAGUCUUGGGCUUGGUGAUGGUGCCCGGUCGACAUAUUGUCUCGAUUCAUUUAGAUGUUUGAAGCAGCGCUGCUCUUGCAAGUCUAAAGAGAAAUUUUCGAAGAGCGCGAGUGAAAAAUGCAGACGAUACUGUGUACCUAACCUCACUAGUAAAGUCAGCUGAUAAAGAGAAAUGAGGAGAAAUUAAAUUUAUAGAAAUUCAACCGAUUAAAAAUA